CUCAGUUUCCUCCGAGGAGAGAGGUCACGCCACGACGCGUCGUGUUGAUUGUGCGGAGUCCAAGCGAAUAUUUUGCCUGUGUUGGAUUGCUCUGUUUUGAACUUCUACCACCCUGCUGCAGACACCGAUCAUGGAGUGCCCCGUGUGCAUGGAUGAGUUCGACGUGGCCGCGAGGCGACCCAAGAGCCUGCCGUGCGGCCACACCGUCUGCAGCCACUGCCUGGAGGGUCUGCAGCAAAGGUUGUGUCCAAAGUGCCGCAAAGGCUUCAGCGACCCAGCCAAAUUGCCUGACAACUUUUCCAUACUCGACUGGGCUAACAAGCAGCAGUCGAGACCUUCGCAGCCCAGUGACUCUUCGGGUUCAACUCCCAGUUUUGACAGGGCGCUGCAGCAGCUGGAGGACGCGGCCACGGCGGCGUCCAAGGCGGUGCGGACGCUCGAGGACGCCAAGGACGCCGUGGAGGGCCUGCUGCAGGAGUGGCGGGCCAGACUGCGGCAGGUCCAGAAGGCCACCGGGGAGCUGCGCGCGGCGGUGGACGAGGGCGGCGACCUGGAGGCCGGCCAGCCGGAGGGCCUGCAGCAGCUGCAGGACGCGGCCAGCCUGCUGGAGGGCAUGGAGUGCGCGCUGCGGCACCAGGGCGGCACCGAGUGGAGGGGCGACCUGGGCGCAGGCCGGAGCCUGCUCGACGCGCUCGUUCUGCACCUGCACCGCCACGGCCUCAUCCACAAGACUCCAGCCCAGAACCAGCCUGAAGAGGAGGCGCGCCCUCCGCCUAGACCCCAAGACCUCAUUCAGGAGAUCGAGUUGUUCAAAAUCAGUCAGGCUCAUCCGGGAAAAGGAGAAGUCGAGAAGGCGGCCAUUCUGGCCCGCGUGCGGCAGAAUGGGGUGCGCCGGAUGGACAACGUUUGGUGCCACGCUGACCUUGCCUGGGUCCGGGACAUACUUGGGAGUGCCACCCCGACGCUGGAGGAGCUUUACAUGAUUGCUCCCCGUGCGGACGCCAUGCCGAGACUGCGGCGGAUGGAUUUGUGGUCUAUUGACGGUGCCCUGGACAAUGAGCCCCCCUUGGUGCCCGCCCUGCCAGGAGGCGGACUCAGGCGGCUGCGCGUUUACAAACUUCCUCGGGCCACCCUGAUCUCCCUGCUGCAGGCCCACAGUGCCUCGCUGGAGGUGCUGUGGAUGAGCAUCGGCACUCCAGGGGAUGGGCAGUGGCCUAGAGUGUGCGACGACCUGGACGCCCUGCUGAGGGAGUGCGGCCUUCGCGUGUACAGGAUCGUGCUGUGGAGGGUUGACGUCGACCACUCCGAGUCAGCCUGCCGUGCACAGGUGUCCGCGGUGCGGCGCGUGCUGCCGGGCGCCAAGGUGCAGUGCGAGAAGUGUGACGAGGUCGAAUUGGAAAAGUUCUAGACACGGGCGCGACCGCGGCUUACGUGUAAAUUUAGUCAGAAUGUCACAUGUCUGAAAUCCUGAUCAAAUUUCGCGCACCUCUGAAAGCUGAGAUUCUGAAAAGUUUAUUAUUGAUGACCAGGUCCUACAGCAUAUCAGAAUGGGGUGCGCGAAUUUUGAUCAGGUUUUCGGACAGGUUUCUGACAUUCUGAAAAAUUUAACACGAGUGGGGAGAGCACACUCUAAAUGUCUUAAAAUGAGAUUUGACCCAUGUUAUUCGCAGUGAAUUCGGCGCAAGCAUAAUACGAAGCAAUGUCUCUUCGUAAAGUGAAUCUUUUUAUCCUUUUUAUUGUAGGAUUCAAAUUCAUAAUACCAAGAAAAAAACCCCUUCGUAUUUUGCUUGCGCUCAUUCCAGGAACGUGACAUCAAGUUGAAACGAACGUGACAAAAUGUCACGUUCGUUUGAGCAUUGUGUCACAUCCAUUUGAACGUAAAGAAGUUAAUUUAUGGCUAAUUGACGUCCAAACGAAUGUGACACAAUGUUCAAAGGAACGUGACAUUUUGUCACAUUCAUUCAACGUGAUGUCACGUUUCUGGGAUGAGAUUGCGCCGUUUCCUUCGUAUUAAGAGAAAUUUCUUCGUAAGACAUUUAGAGUGUACUGGCGGCCGGAGAAACCAGGAGAAAUCCUCAGUGUUGCGUUAGGCAGUACAAUGACCUGGUGGAAAGCCUUCACCACCACGACAGGUUUGAAGUUUGUAACGCUUGGUGUGUUUAGAUCAUUUCAAGGAGAAAAAGUGAGGUAACCGCCUACUCUUCCUUACUAUACUAGUUAUACUACGAAUAUAAACAUCCUGUAAUUUUGUUCAUUCUUCUUGAAUUUUACCUCUUACUCUCCUUUGUGGGUUAUAAUGGAUAUUAUGUGUAAUUAUUCUACUACAGAAGCCGCAAGUGUUGAUUAAUUUGCUGAGCCACGUUCUGUUUCUGAAAUAAAAAUGAAUCUUUUGAAUAAUUUUUUA
This is a messenger RNA of Thrips palmi, 2404 nucleotides long. RefSeq lists its product as uncharacterized. The record is from RefSeq and is a predicted model, not a curated record. Lineage: Eukaryota; Metazoa; Arthropoda; Insecta; Thysanoptera; Thripidae. Bases 131 to 1408 code for a protein of 425 amino acids. Gene Ontology annotation, biological process: protein ubiquitination. Gene Ontology annotation, molecular function: ubiquitin protein ligase activity. The transcript has 6 exons.